CAUUAUCAGACGACUGCAGGCACUUGCACGGACAGCCCUGAGUGUGCUAUAUUGCGGGGUCCUAGCAGCCUGGCCGCUUUGGCUGCGAAGAGGAGACAGCAGCAAUGGCGGAUUACGAUACCUUCGACGAUCGGGCUUAUAGUAGCUUCGGAGGAAGCAGAGGGCCCCGACGUGGCGAUGCUGGCCCUGGUCCUCGCAAACAGAAAGAUCUUCCUACAGACCCACCUUUCACAGCGUACGUGGGUAAUCUUCCAUUCAACACUGUACAAGGAGACAUAGAUACAAUCUUUAAAGAAUUGAGUGUGAGGAGUGUGCGGCUAGUCAGAGAUAAGGAGACGGAUAAGUUCAAAGGUUUUUGUUAUGUAGAAUUUGAUGAUCUGGAAUCCCUUAAAGAAGCCUUGACAUAUGAUGGUGCACUUUUAGGUGAACGUUCCUUAAGAGUGGAUAUAGCAGAGGGCAGAAAACAAGAAAAAGGUGGCUUUGGUUUCAGGAAAGGAGGGUCAGAUGACAGAGGAAGCGAUAGUUUCGGCUCUAGAGGAGCUCCAAGAGAUGACUUCGACUCUGGCUUUAAGGAUGAUGACUUUUUAGGAGGCCGAGGUAGAGGCGGUCGCGGUGGGCCUGGUGGGCCUGGAGGGCCUGGUGACAGACGAGGGCCUCCACCUGCAGCUGCUGGCCGUUACAGAGAUGCACCACCACCACCACGUGGUGGUUCCAUGGACUUCAGAGAACCUUCAGAAGAAGAGAGAGCACAGAGGCCACGACUUCAACUUAAACCAAGGACGGUUGCAACUCCCCUCAAUCAAGUAGCCAAUCCAAACUCUGCAAUCUUUGGUGGCGCUAAACCCAGAGAUUUUGGAGAAAAGGAAAAAGAAUGAGCUUGAAGGUUGGGACAGAGGGACAGAGGAGAGAGCGUAAGCUGGUCACUCUGGAUCAUCAACCCCGCAGUUACCAUUCCUGCCUCCUGACAUUCACUCCUCAUUUCCCUUGUGUCUGAAACUGAACACUGAGCUUGUGAAUGCAUGUCAGCUGUUUAACAAGUGGUUUUUAGUACAUUCUCUGCUUUUCUGUAUCUAGUACCUGCAUUGUGCUGUUUCCACCUCCUAUUCCUCUUUACUAUCUGCAGGAUGCUGUCCUGCAGGGAAGGAUUCCUCUGAAAAAUGAAAUUCAUUUUGGACUUGAGAUGAAUUGCAGUUUAUUCAGUAUAUUUUCCUUUUCUGUCUAAUUUGGGGGCACAUGUGUUAUGCCAACACUUGAAUUUGCUGCCCCUGAAUUACCUAGUGCUUUGCUUCACUUCUAACCUGCAUGUUUUGUUCUGUAUUGCCAAGACUCUGUGAAAAGGUAGAACCUGGCAUGUUUAUGUGCCAUGGAUUAAAGAGCCCACCACCUGGUAUCUUUUAAACUUGACAUGGCUACAUUUUUUGGGUUUUAAGCCUUUACCAUGAACACUUCCCUAUUACUCUGUACACAGUGUACUAUACACUUUUCCAUGUGGAGAAGAUUUGUCUAAAUAUCUUUUUAUUUAACUUGAUAAAUAGAAUUUACCUAUAUAUGGCUUAACCUAUCACGUGUCUAAUUUACUCUAAAAUGUGUCUCCCCAUUAAAUAGACACUGUGCUGUAUUGUGCAAAAUAUGUAUAAAAUAAGAAAAGGAGAUUUUUGGAUAGGGUAAGAGUUAUGAACGCAAACUCGCACUUAAAAUUUUCAUAGGAAAUAUUUUAUGUUGCUGCUACUUGGACUUUCUAACAUACAGAAAUAAAGUGUUUUUUUUUUUUUAUCGUUCUUCAAAUGCUAAAUUGAUAUAGCCUUAAGUAUAUUUUCUUUUUUUUUGUGUGUGCAAUUUGUCACUUUUACACUGACAAAUGCAGAACAUUUCCAGGUCUACACAUCCUUUUGAUGCAUUUUUGGUGUCUGCAUUGUGUCAGAUCUACUCAUGUGUUUGCGCUAGCUCCUGUUUUGGACAACCUCCAUAGCAUUAUGCACUCUACCUUUUGAUGCUUGAGCGUUAAGGUGGACAAAAACUUGGUAAAACAUGCCAAAUGUACUGCUCCUCUUGUUGCCCUGUGCCCACAACAGCCAGGAACACCCUCUGUGUAGCAGGCUUCUGCUGCUUCCUGAUUCUGUUUACCUGUGACCAGGAAUGGGAUCCCACUCCUUGUUGAGGAUGCAGUGCUACACAGAGGAAGACACUUAAGUUUGUAUUUAAAGGGUCUCGCUGGCUGUUUUUGUAAAGAGCAGCUACAGGCAUAGGGCAGGUUUUGUUUUAAUGGGUUUAUGUCUGCUUUAAAAUGGGGCAUACAGCAUGUGAUUGUAGUGCCUGCCAAGUAUCCUGACUUUAGGGUCAGCUCAGGUAUGUAAACGCUCAAAUAAUCCAUUGCUUUACAGUGUCGUGCUGCCCAAUGGCUUUCAUCCUUCCAAUGCUGUGGAGUGUUUAAAGGCCAGGUGACACACUGAGGUUGUGUAGUCUUCUGCUUCUAGUGCCUAUGUGAGCAAGGUCUAAAAGCAGUUUCUUAACAAAUUUUUUUCUUUUUUGUUUUGAAGUGAUUUGGCAGCGUAUUUUUACCCUCCUCCUGGCCCUAAAAGUUAGUUUAAUAUAAAUUUAGAAGUUGUGGCAGAGCUUAAGGUUGGCAUAUUUUAAAUUAUAUAGACUCUCUUCACUGCCACUGGCAGCUGAAACGGUGACUUGCAGGUCACUGGCAGUAAGAGUUGAAACCAGUAUUAAAAUAAAGGCAAUUAACAUUUUUACCUCCAGCGUCUCAGCAAGCCUGUUCUCUUUACUCUUGUUUCUUUUCUUCCAUACGUGCUCAGUGCUAAUAAGAACCAUUUUGUCUAACACUAGUAUAUAAAAUAAGACAUGCUUUGUUUGGUAUUAUAAAGGCCAGAACCAUCCCCUCUGAUUUAAUCUAGGUUUAUUUCAGUCUGCUGUGUGGGAAAGCUUAAGACAGAACAAACAGAUAACUUCACAACUGGUCUAUACAUUUUGCCAUUUUUAAAUGACAAUUCCAGACACUCUACACAUUCUGCUUCAUGACCGAAAGUACAUAAAUGGACAUGGUAUUUUGUGGAAGAUCUUUUAAAUAAAAGAAAACCUUAAUGAAGUAGUCUGCUUUUACAUUUGUCUCUUAAAAUGCCUAUGCCCCUUGCAUUGCUGUGUAAAACAUUACUGUGAUUAAUUUGAUGUGACAGAACACUCUUGAUUAAAUGUAUUUUCAUUAAAGAA
Messenger RNA from Rana temporaria (common frog), 3216 nucleotides. It is a transcript of the gene EIF4H, whose product is annotated as eukaryotic translation initiation factor 4H. The transcript is spliced from 7 exons. The record is from RefSeq and is a predicted model, not a curated record. Bases 105 to 875 code for a protein of 256 amino acids. Gene Ontology annotation, molecular function: RNA binding. Lineage: Eukaryota; Metazoa; Chordata; Amphibia; Anura; Ranidae.